Molecule: messenger RNA, 2208 nt
Organism: Chinchilla lanigera (long-tailed chinchilla)
Lineage: Eukaryota; Metazoa; Chordata; Mammalia; Rodentia; Chinchillidae
Product: INO80 complex subunit B-like
Biological process (GO): chromatin remodeling
Cellular component (GO): Ino80 complex
Source: RefSeq, a predicted model, not a curated record
CCCCGAGCGCUUCUGGUUCGAGUGCGGCGCGCCGUCGGCGCUGUCGGACUGCGCGGACGAGGAGGACUCGUUCGUGUCGGACAGCUCGGAGCAGGUGCAGGCCUGCGGGCGCGCCUGCUUCUACCAGAGCCGCGGCUUCCCGCUGGUGCGCUACGCCUACAACCUGCCCCGGGUGCGGGACUGAGCCGGGGUCCCGCCCGCGGCUCCCGGGCGCCCCAAGGCGCGCGAUCGUCCCCGGGCGUCCGGAGGAAGCGGGUGGCAGCUUCGCCCUCGGAGCAGACGUCUUCGGGGAACAGGUGCCGGCGUUGUCCGCCGCGGGAACAGCGUCCCGUCAGCUGGGGGUGCACCGCGGACCGCCGCGACUUGCAGAGGACCUGGCACGUCAGCGUGCGGCCUCGGGCUUCCCUCAUCCUGAAGAGCAGCUCUACAGUGUUUCCGAAUUAAGCACAAGAGAAGGAACAGCUGUUAAUAUUUUUUAAAGCUAUCAUUUUUAGGGGGUGGUGGAUGAGGCAGGAUCUCGCUGUGUAACCUGGGCUGGCCUUGAACUCACUGUGCAGCCGACGCUGGCCUCGAUCUUCUAUCGAUCGCCCUGCUUCAGCCUCCCGAGUGCUGCGCUGGCAGGCAUGUGUUGCAUGCCCCGCAGAAAAACUUACUUUAAAAUACGACUAUGUAACUGAAGAAAAGUCUUGCGAAGACUCACCGUUAAUCUCAGGACGACCUCAAGCCCACUUAGAGCGCGUGGACAUCGCCCUCCGCCUUUCGUCCCCCUCUGGGAGGGAAGAGGGUCAUGGAUCCUGCUCACAGCAUUGCGGGUUUAGGCCUGAGCAUGUUUUGAAAACAACACUAACAGCUGUUAGAUUUUCUUAAUGGCGGAACCUUUGUUUUGGGUCACUUUCUCACGUGCUGGGACAUUCCCUCCGUGUUCGGCAAUCACUGGGAGGAAAAGCGGGCGGCCGCGUGUGGGUUCUCGGAUUUGGAGAAACGGUGGGAUUCUUACAGCACCUGAGAGGUCUGGUGGCCGGCUGCCGUUUCCGCUAAUGCUUCCCAACGCCAGCGGCUUUCCCGAUGAGUCGGCCGAGUGGGCGCGGCAUCCGUUUGGGGUUUGAGGUGCCGGGGUGAAUGGUGUGUGUCACUGCAGGACACCGGGAGUAGUCAUGAUCCAAAGCAUUUAUUUCCUAGUGGGCUGGGUUCUCCUGGACCAGUGCUGUGAUACAGAAGCUUCCACACAUUUUCCCCGCACUUCGAUUUCAAAACGAGCUAAUACUCAGGUGGUGCUGGGCUUGGUGGUGCACACCUGUACUUGCAGCACUGGGGAGGCUGAGGCAGGAGGAUUGCUGUGAGCUCAAGGCCAGCCUGGGCUACACAGAGAGACGCUGUCUCAAAACAGGCCCCCCAAAAUUGCCAAUAAUCAGAUGCUGAGCUGUGAUUAGACAGGACAGAUACAUCGUGGUGGGGGUAGGGGGAAUAAAAUACAGCCCUGUCUUUAAAAAUUAAGCCUUUUGCUUGAUUCUCAGUUAUGGGCUUCGGGUGUUGCUGUGUGGAGUCUGAUGUUGUAAUUUCUCAGUACGCCUUCAAACAGUGCUAAAUCCCUAGCAGACCUACUGCCACAUUGGUUAUCCUGCAUGUCCUAAAACUCGGAAGCAAGAUUGCAGUUUAACAACUAAACUGUACAUAUGUGCAUAUAAUGAAUUUUUAUCUUCUGUAAAUUAGUUUUAGAACACAAGCUGGGAAACGGCCUCUGUUCAUUUCGUUUCAUUAAAGCUACCUCCUGAAGUAUAGCGGCUGCCAGUAGCAGGAUGUUCAAGUGUGGUUUAUAGACUUCUUUGCAUUGUAAAUAGUCUCGGUUGUACAUUGUCAGUGUAAUUAAAACAGAAUCUUUGUAUAUCAAAAUCGUAGUUUGUAUAAAAUGUGGGAGGGAUUUAUUUACAGUGUGUUGUAAUUUUGUAAGGACAACUAUUUACAAGUUUUAAAAAUUGCUAUCAUGUUUAUAUAUUUACAUAUAUGAUCAAUAUUAAAUCAUAACUUGGUAAGAAAAUCCUAAUUAAAAGUUGUUUUCUCCAACAUUCAGGUUACUGGAAACUUUUGAUUUCAUUUCAUUUAAAAAAUAGAAUAGCAGAUACAUAAAAUAUGUGGUAACCUGUGCUACACAUAUGGUAUCAUAUAUAAUAUUGUAUUCAGUGUUUUGAAUAUUAAAGUUUCUAGAAAGCA